Messenger RNA from Capra hircus (goat), 5417 nucleotides. RefSeq names its product Rho guanine nucleotide exchange factor 10 (gene ARHGEF10). The transcript is spliced from 29 exons. Gene Ontology annotation, cellular component: centrosome. Bases 200 to 4279 code for a protein of 1359 amino acids. Gene Ontology annotation, biological process: positive regulation of stress fiber assembly; mitotic spindle assembly; actin cytoskeleton organization. NCBI's taxonomy places the organism in Eukaryota, Metazoa, Chordata, Mammalia, Artiodactyla, Bovidae. The record is from RefSeq and is a predicted model, not a curated record. Gene Ontology annotation, molecular function: protein binding; guanyl-nucleotide exchange factor activity.
GGGGCGCAUCCCGGGGCGGCUGACUCGGGGCUGGGAGAGGGGUCGUCGGAGGGACGGCGGGCGGGGGUUCCGGCCCGGCUGCAGGGCUGUCCGCGGGCACCCAGUGGCACCAGGGCCACCACCACCUGGGCCUGACAGCCGAGCCUCCUCCCCACGGCCCUGCACUCCCCAAAGCCCAGAGCUCAGUGGCUGUGGCAGCAUGGAUCAGCCGGGCCCGCCGGCUCCCGCCCGGGAAGAGAAUGAAGUCAAGUAUGACACUAAUAACAACGAGGAGGAGGGGGAACAGCUCGAUCUGGACAGCGGAGACGAAGCUCCAGAGGCCGAUAGGCAGGCUCCAGGCUCCGCCGAGGCAGGGGACGCGGGGGCAGAUGCUCCUGCCACCGCCGCCACCGCCCCCGCCGCCGUGGGACCCUGUGUAUCCUCCAGCCACCACCCAGGGACCAGCCAGCCUACCUGCGGGUUGGACCGUCCGGGGGAAGGAUGUGAAAAAGGACCAGGAGCGGAACCACUGAAACCCGGGGUCCUGUCGAGAGUCAACCCCUAUUCUGUCAUCGACAUCACGCCCCUCCAGGAAGACCAGCCGCCACCCCCAGACCCGGACGCCGAGGGGGAGGGUGGGGGCCUGCACGUGCCCAGCGGGUACUCGGUGCCAGUGCCCUGCGGCUAUGCUGUGCCCUCCAGCCUGCCGCUGCUGCUGCCAGCCUACACCAGCCCCGUGCUGCCCGCCCCGCCCGCCGACCCCGCAGAGACACAGGAGGCGGCGGAAGACAGCCAGCUGAAUUCCUUGAGUUCUGAGGAUCCAGCAAACAGUGAGGAUCCAGACCAGAAGGAGGACAGCGCCCUGGCCCGCUGGGUCGCGGAUCCGGCCAACACAGCCUGGAUGGAGAAUCCGGAGGAAGCCAUUUACGACGAUGUGCCAAGAGAAACUUCAGACUCUGAGCCAGAUGAAAUGAUUUAUGAUGACGUGGAGAACGGAGAUGAAGGCGGCCACAGCUCUCUGGAGUACGGGUGGAGCUCCAGCGAGUUCGAGAGCUACGAGGAACAGAGCGACUCGGAGAGCAGGAGCGGGGUCCCCCGCUCCUUCCUGCGCGGCGACCACAGGAAGCAGCUCUCCCAUGACCUAACCCGCUUAAAGGAGCACUAUGAGAGAAAGAUGAGAGAGUUGAUGGCAAACACGGUGGGCGCGGUAGAGAUUCAGCAGCUAAAGCACAAACAUGAACUGAAGAUGCAGAAACUGGUGAGGGCUGCGAGAGAGGGCACCAAGGACGGGCUGGAGAGGACAAAGGCUGCCGUGAAGCGGGGACGCUCCUUCAUCAGGACCAAAUCCUUCGUCUCUUCAGACCACAGAUCCUGUCUUGAAGAGGAGCAGAACGUGUUCAUCGAUGUGGACUGCAGGCACCCCGAGGCCAUCCUCACCCCGAUGCCGGAAGGCUUGUCUCAGCAGCAGGUCGUAAGAAGGUACAUUCUGGGCUCGAUCGUUGAAAGCGAGAAAAACUAUGUGGAUGCUCUUAAGAGGAUAUUGGAGCAAUAUGAGAAGCCGCUGUGGGAGAUGGAGCCCAAGGUGCUGAGCGAGAGGAAGCUGAGGACCGUCUUCUUCCGGGUCAAGGAGGUGCUGCAGUGCCACUGCCUGCUCCAGAUCGCGCUGGCCGGCCGCGUGGCUGAGUGGGACUCGGUGGAGAUGAUCGGAGACGUCUUCGUGGCCUCGUUUUCCAAAUCCAUGGUGCUGGAUGCUUAUAGUGAAUAUGUGAAUAAUUUCAGCACAGCUGUGGCAAUCCUUAAGAAAACGUGUGCUACAAAACCUGCUUUCCUUGAAUUUUUAAAGCAGUGUCAGGAGUCCAGCCCUGACCGUGUCACACUGCACAGCCUGAUGACGAAGCCCAUCCAGAGGUUCCCGCAGUUCAUCCUGCUGCUCCAGGACAUGCUGAAGAACACGCCCCGGGGACACCCUGACCGGCUGCCCCUCCAGAUGGCGCUGACGGAGCUCGAGACGCUAGCAGAGAAGCUGAACGAGAGGAAGAGAGACGCCGACCAGCGCUGUGAAAUCAAGCAGAUAGCAAAAGCCAUCAACGAGCGGUACCUGAACAAGCUCCUAAGCAGCGGCAGUCGCUACCUCAUCCGCUCUGACGACGUGAUAGAGACCGUCUACAACGACCGGGGGGAGAUCGUGAAAACCAAAGAGCGCCGGCUCUUCAUGCUGAACGACGUGCUCAUGUGCGCCACGGUCAGCGCCCGCGCUUCCCACGACAGCAGUGCGGCGACGUCAGGCCAGAGGUACCUGCUGAAGUGGAGCGUCCCGCUCGGGCAGGUGGAGGUGGUCGAGUACGGCGGCGGCGAGGGCACGGCAGAGGGCGGCCGCUGUCCCGGGGCCCUGCGCCCGAGAACCUGCUGGCAGCCGGUGCCAAGUCCCGUGAACCGAGUCUACGUGGGGCCGGGGCAGCUGUAUCAAGACCUCCAAAACUUGCUGCAUGACCUCAGUGUCAUUGGCCACAUCACUCAGCUGGUCGGAAACCUCAAAGGAAACUAUCAGAACCUGAACCCGUCGGUGGCCCAGGACUGGACGUCCGGCUUACAGAGGCUGAUUCUGAAGAAGGAAGAGGAGAUCCGAGCGGCUGACUGCUGCCGGGUGCAGCUGCAGCUCCCGGGGAAGCAGGACAAGUCCGGCCGGCCGACUUUCUUCACCGCCGUGUUCAACACCUUCACUCCCGCCAUCAAGGAGUCCUGGAUCAACAGCCUGCAGAUGGCCAAGCUCGCCCUGGAGGAGGAGAACCACCUGGGCUGGUUUUGCGUGGAGGACGACGGGAACCAGAUCAGGAAGGAGAGACACCCGCUCCUUCUGGGACACAUGCCUGUGACAGUGGCCAAGCAGCAGGAGUUCAAGAUUGAAUGUGCUGUUUAUAAUCCUGAGCCAUACCUGAAUAAUGAGAAUCAGUCAGACUCGUUUUCUGUGGCUCACGGUUUCCUGUGGAUCGGGAGCUGCACCAGUCAGAUGGGGCAGAUCGCCAUCGUCUCCUUCCACAACUCCAGCCCCAAGGUCAUCGAGUGCUUCAACGUGGAGUCCCGCGUGCUGUGCAUGGUGUACGUGCCCGCCGAGGACAGGCCCCGCGAGCCCGAGGGCGGGGGCCGGGUGCUGGGCGUGCCCGCUGUCUGCCUGGGGACGGAGGAGGGCAGCAUCUCCAUCUACAAGAGCAGCCAAGGCUGCAAGAAGGUGCGGCUGCAGCACUUCUUCACCCCAGAGAAGUCCACGGUCAUGAGCCUGGCCUGCACAGCCCAGAGCCUGUACGUCGGCCUGGUCAACGGCACCGUGGCCAUCUACGCCAGAGCGAACGAUGGAUCCUGGAAUUCCGAGCCUCAAACAGUGAUUAAGUUAGGCGUCCUCCCAGUUCGAAGUCUGCUCUUGAUGGAAGACACGCUCUGGGCGGCGUCUGGAGGUCAAGUUUCCAUCAUUGGUGUGGAGACUCUCGCCGUGGAGGGCCAGCUGGAGGCCCACCAGGAGGAGGGCAUGGUGGUCUCACACAUGGCCAUCGCCGGCGUGGGCAUCUGGGUCGCCUUCACCUCGGGGUCCACGCUCCGCCUGUUCCACACGGAGACACUCAAGCACCUGCAGGACGUCAACAUUGCCACCCCCGUCCACCACAUGCUGCCAGGGCACCAGCGGCUGUCUGUGACCAGCCUGCUCGUCUGCCACGGCCUGCUGAUGGUGGGCACCAGCCUGGGUGUCGUGGUGGCCCUGCCUGUCCCACGUCUGCAGGGAAUCCCCAAGGUGACCGGACGGGGCCUGGUCUCCCACCAUGCGCACCACGGGCCUGUCAAGUUCCUGGUCAUGGCUGCAGCCGCCCUCAAGGCCGACAAGGACAGGCCCAGGGACAGCCCGCCACCUGGCGCUGACCCCCAGGACGAUGAGCAGCGGGAUGCUCCCCCUGGCGAGGGGCCAGGGCUCUGCACGGGCCGGGGCGGCCCCGACGCUGUCUGGCUGGGCACUUCGCCGGGCUCCGUCACCCAGGGCAGCGACGUCUCCUCCUCGUCCGGGUCCCCGACCCCUUCCCAGGGCUCCGGCUCCCUGGAGCCCCGGCCAGAGGAGAGCCUCGCCCAGGACCUCCUGCGCCUGCCCUGCACGUCCCCCAGCCGAGGACGGCGGGCCCGGAGGCCCAGGGCCAGCUCCGUGCUGGUGGCCUGCGGGGGCCAGGGCCACCGGCGCGUGAGCAGGAAGGCCAGGCCACAGCGGCCGGAGGAGCUGGCCUCGUCCCUCAUGGUCUGGCAGAUCCCCCUGCUGCACGUGUGAGCCAGGGGCCCGUCGGGGCCUUCCCGCUGAGGCCAAUGCCCCGCGUGGGCUCACUGCUGCCGCGCUGCUUGGGGACGGAUCCCCGACCGUCUCUGGGGCCGAAAUGUGCAAUACCGUCCUGGGGGCAUCUCCAGGCAGCCCCCAGCUGCUCCUCGCACAGCAGAGCCUGGGGUGAACGCUCGUGGAGCUGAGGGUGCUCCGCGUCUGCCCCGUUGCCUGCAGACUCGGAGCUCACAGGAAGUUUCGCAGAUGCGGCAGUGGAGGGGUAUUAACAGUCUCAGAGCAGUUUUACUUGAUUCAGAUUCACUACUUUUAUUUAUGUUGUAUAUCCUUUAACGCCAAAAUAGACUUUGUAACAAUGAAGAAAGCUGGUUAAAAUCUACCAGUCCACGUGGUGUUAUUUGCUUUCUGAGUUGAGCUGGGUUUUCCAAAGUGCUAUAAUACGUGUAUUGUAUAUUUUUAACAAAGUAGUAUUUUUAUAUCGCAAUUUUCUAUUAAAAAAAUUAACAAAGUUUUAGUCAAUAUAUUAUGUGUAACAUUUCACAAAUAAUGUUUCCUUUGAACCAAAAUGCUCAAUUCCUAUCAAUAUUUAGAGUCAAGGGUCGACACCAAAAUACCCACGUCAGAGAUGCUUGUGUCCUUGUGUCACCGGAGAUGGGCAGACUGCGUUUCGGUCCAUCCUUUCCUGCUGUGUUGCACCUGUCGACCAGGAGCACUGUCUGGCUUUGAACGCGUCCUGGAGGAUGCAUGGUGCUGGUCAGGGGGGGGAGGCCUUGCUGGCGGUGGACACAGGACACAGGCGGGGUGGCCCUCGGUCAGCACAGUCCUGGCACACAGGUCGCCUGCCUCGGUCACCGUGAGCGAGUGACCUGGGUUCCCUGUGCUCCACGUGUAUCUGUCUGUCGAUGUUUUACUCACUGGAUGGUUAAAAAAAAAAAACAAAACACUGCAGGCACUCACCCGAGACAGAUGUCUCAGCACUUUACAGGUGACUAAAAAUGCUAAUUUUGUGACCUAGCCAAAUAUUUUCCAAGGUGCAUAUGUCCCCCUAUGUGAGGUAAUAUCUCCCCAGGUUUCCUUAAACUGCUAGCUGCUAUUUUAUUUCAUAAAUAAAGUCUUUUUAUUUAAAAAUACAACA